UGGAUUUGACCUUAAUGGGCGGGUUUAUAAAUCGUUAUGCUGUUGCCUACGAUGUGGGUCGUAAAGCCAGCGGUGUUUGUAGUCGGUCUGCUAGGGUGCAGAGGAAUAUCUAGAACGAUGUGCGCUCAGGUAAAUGAUUGGAAGACAGCCAAGUCUAUUUACGAGUUCUCUGCCAAGGAUAUAGAUGGCAAUGAUGUGUCUCUGGAGAAAUACAGAGGGUUUGUGUGUAUCAUCACUAACGUAGCCUCUAAAUGAGGUAAGACCAGGGUGAACUACACUCAGCUAGCGGGAAUGCACGCCUCCUACGCUGAGAAAGGUUUACGUAUACUUGGCUUCCCCUGCAACCAGUUUGGGGGACAGGAACCCGGGACAGAGGCUGAGAUCAAAGAGUUUGCUAAAGGCUUCAAUGCAGAGUUUGACCUCUUCAGUAAGAUUGAUGUCAAUGGAGAUAAUGCACACCCUCUCUUUAUGUGGAUGAAGCAACAGCCCAAGGGGAAGGGAACUCUGGGAAAUAACAUCAAAUGGAAUUUCACAAAGUUUCUGAUUGACACAGAUGGCCAGGUUGUGAAGAGGUACGGACCAACGGAUGAUCCCAGUGUGGUUGAGAAAGACCUGUCCAAGUACCUGCCAAAGACUCCGUAGUAUUACUCAGUAAUACGUCUGACCCCCAGACCUCUCCUGUGAGAGUGUGGGUGUUGGUGGGUGUGUCUGGACCAAUGACGGCCUGUCUGUAAACCCGCCCAGCGUGGAGGACAGACCUGAUGAACCCAGCGUGCAAAACCCCCAGAACCAGCCACACUACACCUUACAGGACCACAGGAGAGGAGGGCUGUCGGACCAACACAGCCGUUUAUCGUUCCGUCCCCCUCCCCAGAUAAUUUAUAACCAAGGCUGAACACGGUACCUAUUCAUCUUUAAUGGCACGUAUGUCUGUAGUGUCGAGCUUCUGUCGUUUUGUUCCUUAAAGGAAAUUAAAUAAAUUUAAAACGAGGUCACUGACCAACAUA
Hypomesus transpacificus is the source of this 1007-nucleotide messenger RNA. It is a transcript of the gene gpx4b, whose product is annotated as glutathione peroxidase 4b. Lineage: Eukaryota; Metazoa; Chordata; Actinopteri; Osmeriformes; Osmeridae. Gene Ontology annotation, molecular function: glutathione peroxidase activity. The record is from RefSeq and is a predicted model, not a curated record. The transcript is spliced from 7 exons. Gene Ontology annotation, biological process: response to oxidative stress.